Messenger RNA from Aegilops tauschii subsp. strangulata, 1878 nucleotides. RefSeq lists its product as uncharacterized. The record is from RefSeq and is a predicted model, not a curated record. NCBI's taxonomy places the organism in Eukaryota, Viridiplantae, Streptophyta, Magnoliopsida, Poales, Poaceae.
CCUUGCCAAUUUCUGAACAGGCACGAAAUCGCUUUGUGAAUUGCUCCUCCUCAUGUCGUGUCACAUCACGGUUCACAUGCCAAGAUGCGGUGCCGGGUAGAUAGAAACGGGCGCGUUCCAGCAGGAGCAGCAGUGCAAUCCUGCCAUCUUACCUGAGCCGCCUGACACGCACCCCCAUUAUUGACACUGACUUUCAAAGACCUAGCCGGACCUCCAUCUAUUCUUUUCAUGCGCCUCUUUCCCUUUCUCUCUCUAGCUUUGCCUUUUCCUUGGCCCCCUUGUGUAUCAUUUCCAUCUCCUUUCUUCCUCCUCUACUCUGCUCUACUGCAAAUCAAUCUGCUACAAUGGUCGUAGGGUCAUGUGGUUGAUGUGCAUGGGGAUGAGGAGCCGCUGCUUUGAUUUGAGGUGCCCAGCCCAAACAUGAUUCUGUGAUUAUUUUUCUGCACCAUUCUCUCUUGCAGCAGUCUCAUGCGCAUCAUCAGGCUGUUGAAUCUCUGUAGAAGAAGGUGGGCAGCCCCCAAGCCCGCCCACGCUCUUUUUGUUCUCCCACCUUUUCCUUUUGUUCCUCCCCCUCUUGACCACUCCUCCCCUCCCCACCACCACCAUUGCCCGAGUGAGAUCUCCUCCCUUUAAGUACACACAGAGAGAGAGACGUACUAUAUCCAAGCUAUAUUGCUCCUCGGUCUUGUAGGGUUGGUUCUUGGCAUUUGGCUCGAGGACUGGAUGCAAACAGGCAGUUGAUGCUUCUUGGCAGCUGCAGGGAGGUGGUACUACUAAAAAACGUGAUGCGUCUUCAGGGGGGUCACAUGCGCAUGGCGAACAGAUAAGGAAGGGCACGGUGAACUCAGCCGUGUUUGGUGCCCGCAUUUCCCCUGCCUAGGCGGUGGAGCUAGCACAACUGAAGAACCGAGCCAAGAUCACGGGAAGAGCUGUGCGAGCGAGCGAUCGGUCGGCUAGCUCGAUCGCCAUGAGCAGCUUCGCGGGGCAGCAGUCAAGGCCGUGGACGGGGGACGCCGCCGCCGCCACCCCGUCGGGCGACGCGCGGGACGACGGCGCCUCCUCCAUGAAGGACCUCGGGUCCUCCACCAACGCCAGCGCCAUCUCAUUCGGCUUCGCCGCCACCGCCAUCCUCAUCGCCAUGUUCCUCCUCAUGGCCAUCUUCGAGCACCUCAUCAAGCCCGGCUGGGCGGCCUCCCGGGGCUCCCGCGACGACGGCGACGGCGACGCCCACGGGCGCCGCGCCCAGCCGUCGCACUCGCACCCCGGCCGGCACCCGCGCGACCAAGGCUCGCCGGAGAAGCUCGCGCCUCCGCCCAAGAUGGAGGCCGUGGCGGCGGCGCCGGACCUGACGGUGGUGAUGCCGGGGCAGCGGUACCCGACGUUCCUGGCGCAGCCGGCGCCCCUCCUGCUUCCUUGCACGAGAGAAGGCGUGCGUUGGCCGCCGCACCAUGACCAUCGCCGCUCCUUUCUGCCGCCAUGACUGUCUUCGGCGCGGAUACGUGCGUGCCUAUCAUGUUUGCCUGUAAUCUGUAUAGAGCUAGAGCGAGGGUAUGGUGAGAAACGCCGGAGCUGCUGGUAUGUGCGCGAUGGAAAAUGCUGGACUGAUGGUAGAUGAGCAGCAUUCAAUUCAUGUAUAGUUAGGCCCUGUUCGGAGGUACUCCGCUCCCGAGCUCCACUUCCGGAGCAGGUGGAGUCGUAGUUGAAAUUUGUGGAGCGGCGGUUUACCAGCUCCACAACUCUCAGGAUUUCUAGGAGCUGGGAGGUUUCCGAACAACCCCUUAGUCUCGCCUCUGGGUCGAAUGCCGUUCUUCAUGUUAUGAUCUUCCAUCUGGAUGAGUGGCAUUCUUCUAAUCUGAUUUUUUUUGCGAGUUCUUCUAA